AUGACGCGACACACCGACCGAUCCAGCUCACCAGAGAAAGAACACCGCAAACAACUUGAGAUCAUAAACGAAGAAACUACCCAUGGCGAAUCAGUGGCUCAGUACAGUCAUGAAAAUGACAUCCCCGCAGCCCAGAAAAGGAUAGAAGCAAAGGUGCUACGAAAGGUCGACUACCGCUUAAUCCCCAUCCUCGGACUGUUGUACUCUGUCGCCGGGCUUGACCGCGUAAAUCUAUCCAACGCACGCGUCGCAGGCAUGAACGAAGAUCUUGGCUUCGACAUUGGGAACCGGUAUUCCAUCGCCCUGCUGGUCUUCUUCAUUACAUACUGUCUCUUUGAGAUGCCGACUACGCUCCUCCUCCGCCCUAUCGGUCCCAAGAUGCUGUUGAAUGGCCUAGCCGUAAGCUGGGGCGUUGUCAUGCUCGGUAUGGGAUUCAUCAGCGACUGGCGCCUGAUCGUCGUGUGUCGCAUGUUGAUUGGAGUUUUUGAAGCGGGAUUCCUGCCCUGUUGUAUGUUUCUCCUGAGUACGUGGUACCAGCGCUUUGAGAUCCAGCAGCGCGUCUCGUGGUGGUAUCUCAUCAAUCUUUUUGUUUCUGCGUUUGGAAAUAUCCUAGCUUGGGCUAUCGUGAAGCUUGAUGGGACUCAUGGGAUUGCGGGAUGGCGUUGGAUUUUCAUUAUCGAAGGCGCAGCGACCAUUGGAAUUGCGCUGGUCGGAUAUUUUCUCGUAAUCGGCUUCCCAGACACGAUGCUUGCAAGCGGCAAAAUGCAAGGCUUCACUCAGCAAGAGUUGCAAAUCAUACUCGACCGUAUCGAGCGCGAUCGCCGCGACUCAACCCCCGACAGGUUGCACUGGGCCAAAUUCCGCCAGCACGUCACCACCUGGGAGCUCUGGGUAUACGGACUGAUGUUUCUGACGUGCUCAUCGCCCAUCUAUGCCUUUGCAUACUUUAUCCAAAUCAUCCUGGGCACAAUUGUCAGCAGCACCGCCCUCGUCUUCCUACUCUGUGCACCCCCCUACAUAGCCUCCAUCUUCUGGACUGCAGGGUGCGCCUACCUGGCCGACCGCACACGCCUCCGCAUGCCCUGGAUGCUGCUCAACGCCGCCAUUACCUUUGCCGGUCUUCUCAUCGUCGCAUACGCUUCUAACUCCGGCGCUCGCUACUUUGGCGUCUUCCUAGGCGUCAGCGGCUGCAAUGCCAAUCUCCCCACCAUCAUCGCCUUCCAAAGCAACAACCUCCGAAGCGACUCUCGGCGCAGCGUUGGAAACGGCGUGCAAAAACUUGACGUUGGUGUUGUGAUCGGAGGCAUAUACGCCAGCACAACGUUUAUGCAAACCGAGUACCCUUCGUAUCGCACGGGGGUAUGGUGUGCAGUUGCCACGCAGUUUCUGCUAAUCAUCUUGUGCGCAAUCAUGUACUUGCAUUUUCGGCGGGAGAAUCGGAAUGCAGAUGAAGAGGGCAAGAUUAUUCAAGAGGAGGCUUUGUUUAGGUAUACGUAUUGA
Exserohilum turcica Et28A is the source of this 1500-nucleotide messenger RNA. RefSeq lists its product as uncharacterized. The transcript has 3 exons. Bases 1 to 1500 code for a protein of 499 amino acids. NCBI's taxonomy places the organism in Eukaryota, Fungi, Ascomycota, Dothideomycetes, Pleosporales, Pleosporaceae. Gene Ontology annotation, molecular function: transmembrane transporter activity. Gene Ontology annotation, cellular component: membrane. Gene Ontology annotation, biological process: transmembrane transport. The record is from RefSeq and is a predicted model, not a curated record.